This is a messenger RNA of Marchantia polymorpha subsp. ruderalis, 1368 nucleotides long. The record is from the annotation of a GenBank genome assembly. Lineage: Eukaryota; Viridiplantae; Streptophyta; Marchantiopsida; Marchantiales; Marchantiaceae.
UCAGGUGAAGUGAAUGAGAACAGGGUCGAAGGGGGAGCUCAGACUUUACGUGUGAUAGUGCGGAUCGAAGGAGCGAAUACAAGAACAUGGAAUCCAGCUGGGCGAAGCGGAGGUUUGAUUCUAUAUCCUCGUUGUCAAUUUCGACGCGGGCCCGUGUCCGGGCGAUCCCUCCAGAUCCAUCAUGUGCAGGCGCUUCUUUACUGAUCGACUGUGGUAAUGGAAGGUCUCUUGCUAUUCGUUCAUAUCAUUCACGCAUCUCCAUUUCUUGCCCAGGAUUCCCACUGUCCAUGCACACAGGACAGCCCGUCUUCGUUGUAAUCUAGUCAUUUUCGGAUUUAUUUGUGGAUCGGUCGAGGGGGUUUUUCAAGAAAUGGUGAAAGCCGCAGGAAAAAAGUUCGAUCUUGCUGCACGGUCCUCCCUCGAUGGUCUACUGGGUCAGUGGAGUUGACCAAUGUGUUGCAACCAUCGGAAGUAUGUUCGGCCAACUGAGAUCGCCACUGUGAAUCUUAUCGCGUGGCUCUCUGGUGGUUCUUUCAGCGCUUCUUGAUGCGGUGAGCACUUUGAGGCUUACGAAGUGCUCGAAAAGGGUCUGAAUUACGUCAGCAGGAUCAGGGGUUCAGAACAUGGUUAACUUGACAGAACGACUUCCUCAAUAAAGAAGAAGAAUCUUCUAAUCUCCCUCAGAUCUUUUCCAAAUCCCCUGAACCCUAGUGGAUGUGGGGUAGGAUUUGGGACCUGCGUGAUUAGUUUGACUCUGAAGACACGUAUGAUGAGUGUCAUUCUGACUAGCCUCGAUACCAUACGGUAUGGAUUGUCUACUGCGUGUAGGAUGUUCCCCGAUGAUAGAAGUUCCCGAUAGUUUGAUUGGUUUUAGGGUACGCCCGCGGUUUUCCAUUUAUUUGUUAGGUGAGGUUUAAGUCGUUGUUAAGUGACGGCAUGUUCAGUUCAAAGAACAAUUCUUCUCCAUGAUCGUACUCAAGAAAACUUUGUUUGAAGGUUUUCUCUUCCAAGCUUUCCAAUAAUUCAUAGGAAGCAUUUCAGCUUGUACACGUCUGAUAUAACUGCCUCUUGAAUUGGUGUCAGAUAGACCCCACUGUCAUGCAUUGAACGGCCUUGGACUUGCAAAAUAAACCCGUUUCAAAGAUGCUCCGCAUAUGAGCCUUCCCAACUUAGUUAAGUGAUGACAACUUUUGUCUAGCAUUUGUGUCUUAGAUAGAUUUACCUAGUUCAUUACUGGGGAAAAGUUGUGAUUACACCUCAACUAUUGCGUGUGCUGCUAUCUGUUCACAGUUUAUAUUAUGGUGCUUUAUGAAAAGACUUGAUUAGAACCGCAAAAGAAUGGAGGUGAAUGCGCACGUGGAAGGCCGG